Molecule: messenger RNA, 1329 nt
Organism: Funneliformis caledonium
Lineage: Eukaryota; Fungi; Glomeromycota; Glomeromycetes; Glomerales; Glomeraceae
Source: the annotation of a GenBank genome assembly
AUGUGCCAAACAUUAUUGAAUAUGGUUAAUCAUUUAAACCCAAAAGCAGAAGAUCCGGAAAAGGGACGUAUAACAACUGAUCCUGUUGUCCAGAAUAUGUUAGCGAACUUGGAUGAGUAUGCCUUUGAUUCAAAAUCAAAAUCUCGUGCCACACCCGCAAUAAUCGACGACAAUAAGAUAUCAAAAAUCUCAAGUGUUUUGGUUGAACAGCCACUAUUUGCUGCUUUCUCGACAAAUGAAAAAUUUGUGGAUGAUCAUUUUUCUAUACCUAAUGCAAACGAACCUGAGAAUUCCUAUAUUCAAAAUUACAUGAUGGUUAUGAUUGGGAACGUAGUAAAAAAGGAAGCGCUGGAUUCUUUGGCACGCGCAAAUUCUCAAGCCAAGAAUGUAAAUGUUGUGGAGACAGGAACAGCGUCUGGUUCUUCGAUUGGAGAAACAAUCGAUUACAUUGACGAUUAUAGUGAUACUGCUAGUCAAGUUAACUCACGAUUGGAUCCUGACAAUACGAAUUUUCGAGAGGGUAAACGGUCCGAGCAUUCAAAUCGUCGAUCUCGGCCAAAGUUAAGUCGCUCAAGCUCUAGCAAAAUUGACAUAAAACUUGAAAAAGUGAAUUUGGAAUUCGAUAUUUUUCCCGAUGACAAUUUAUUAGCUUUUAGGCUGUUACUUCUUGUCCGAGAUAUAGAAAUUCUAGACGAAAUAAAGAGUUCUGAAUUGGGUGCAGCAUGGUUACCACAUAUAAAGAGCACUCAAGUGCCCAACGUAGUAUCUGGUGUGGCUCCAAUACGUUCGUUAGUUAAUUUAGGUUCGGACGUUGCUGAUCUUAUUCUCUUACCAAUUGAACAAUAUAAGAAAGAUGGUAGGAUUAUUAGAGGUUUACAAAAAGGGACAGAGUCGUUUGCACGAGCCACAACUAUGGAAACAAUCAGAUUUGGUACCAAACUUGCGAGUAGUACUAAUCCUACAGCAAGUACCAUAGAUGAGGAGCUUGAUAGCGAAGAAGACAAUAUUAAGGAAUUAAUAAGCAAAUACGUUGAUCGGCCAGCAGAUUUGAAUGAAGAGUUUACGAUACUACAGCUCAUACAAUAUUUGCUGUACCUAUGGAGGGAGGCAUAUGAAAAGACUGGAACCCAAGGAACGGUCAAGGCUGUGAUACGAGCAGUUCCUGUUGCUGUUUUAAAACCUAUGAUUGGAACUUCUGAGGCUGUUUACAUGAAGUGUGCCGAGGACCUUAACAUAAAAGACAAAAAGUCUAUCUCUGGCAAGCUCAAGAAAGUCGCUGGAACAUAUAAAGCCCCCAGUAUUCUAGCCGACAUUCAAAGUCCAUUGUAG